Molecule: messenger RNA, 995 nt
Organism: Laetiporus sulphureus 93-53
Lineage: Eukaryota; Fungi; Basidiomycota; Agaricomycetes; Polyporales; Laetiporaceae
Exons: 5
Coding region: 47-775 (242 amino acids)
Source: RefSeq, a predicted model, not a curated record
GCACCGCCAGCCUGAGUAGCGCGGUGCAUCCCUCUUAGGGCCAGCUAUGCCAGCACACACGAUCUACAUAGCGAUAACAGGCAAGCAAGCAACUGGGAAAAUGUCACUGGCAGCGCGAUUGAACGAUAAAGUGUAUUUUUCCCAUGGACAUGGGUUUGAGUUCCGGUUUUCUGUCGUUGAUGGAAAGUCACAAUUCGCAAACAUGUUGCUUAUCAUCUUCGAUGCCAGCACUCCCACUAGCUAUCCGGGAGAGCUGCUUUACAAGGCAUAUAUUCGCAAGCAAUCAUUGUGCGUCGUGGGCACCAAAAGCGAUCUCUUGAUUCAGGAAGAUUGCCAUCCAGAACUGACGAAUCGCGAGUAUUCCUGCCGUUUUGGAUAUUAUUAUGAUGUCGACUACGUGCUUGUAAGCAACAUGAGGGGGGAUGGAAUCGAGGAUCUCAUGGGGACAAUAGUUUGUAACCUCUAUCCCGUUCCCCCUCUGAAGAGAACAUUCGUCGAGCGUCUGUCAUCGGGUGCAGGUUCCCUCAUAUCUUCCAUUCUGGAUGGCAUAAUCGCAUUGUUUGUGCUGCCUCAUCCUCGACAGCAACAGGACAUUCCUGUCGUACCAUUAAUUGAAAGCGAUGAUGAAGUCAUCCACCUCAUGGACAGCUCUGCAGUCAAAGAUUGGGACAAAAGUCUCCUCCAACGCUUGAACGCAGGAGGAUCCGACCAAGGUGUUCCUAGUCACCUCAUCACGCCUUUUCUCAUUGCCAAGGAUGCAACGUCUUCAGAGUGAGACAGUAUGGAAUACGUGCGUCAACACACAAGCAUACCGAUCCCUCGCGCAUACCACAACCACUUCUCAUGGUUGAUCAUGGACCGUGUCGAUGGUCAGAUGCUUUACGAAUGUUGGAACGAGCAGAGCGCCUUCAUGAAAUUCCGCAUUGCUUGCACGCUACGACUUUAUGUUAAUCAACUUCGCUCAAUAACGUCAGAAAGAGCAGGUGGCAUUACGG